Messenger RNA from Vigna angularis (adzuki bean), 1641 nucleotides. Its product is annotated as PAP-specific phosphatase HAL2-like. The transcript is spliced from 3 exons. Lineage: Eukaryota; Viridiplantae; Streptophyta; Magnoliopsida; Fabales; Fabaceae. Gene Ontology annotation, molecular function: 3'(2'),5'-bisphosphate nucleotidase activity. The record is from RefSeq and is a predicted model, not a curated record. Gene Ontology annotation, biological process: sulfate assimilation; phosphatidylinositol phosphate biosynthetic process. The coding region runs from base 79 to 1443 and encodes 454 amino acids.
CAAAGCUUUCCCAUUUUGCAGUUUCUCCUAUCAAACGUUACAUAACCAAAUUAAGAAAGGGUGAAAUUGUGCACUCACAUGCCUUUAUAUUGUUCCACUUUGUGUGCAAACAUGGCACAUACCUUAAAACUUGGGAAGAGAAAUGAAAACUUCAUAUGCAGCCAUGCACAAACAAAAGAUUCCUGCUUUAUGUCUCAACACCAUAAACCCACCAAUACUCUCCCAACCCACAUUGCUUCUGUGUCAAAAUCUGAUCAAAGCUUUUCUUCUCCUGUGAUGGAGGAGGACCAAAAAGUACUGGGUCUUGUCUCAGAACCAGAGGAAUAUUGCAGGGAGUUAGAUGUUGCUGUUAGAGCAGUUCAGAUGUCAUGCUUCCUCUGUCAGAAACUGCAAGACACUUGGAUUUUGAAUUCUCAGAUCAGCCAUCCCUAUUCACCGCUCACAGUAGCAGGUUUGAGUGUCAACACAAUUGUCAGCUGGAUAUUGUCUAAGUGUUUAGGGAGUGAAAAUGUCUCAAUUGUAACUGAAAAGGAUGUUCAGACACUAUCCAAUACUAAUAAAUCAGAACUGUUGGAAGCUGUGGUUAAAACUGUGAAUGAAUGUCUAGCUGAAGCACCACGGUUUGGGGUUGAAGAGCCAAAAUCAGCUCUGGGAACUUCAGAGGUUCUUGAAAUCAUUAGUUGCAGCAACUUAGUUGGAAGUGCUUCAGGAAGAUUUUGGGCACUUAGCCCUCUUGAUGGCAAAAUGGGCUCUGCAUGUGGCGAUCAAUAUGCUGUAGGUUUAUCACUGAUAGAGGAUGGUGAAGUGGUGCUUGGAGUUCUUGGCUGUCCAAACUACCCUAUGAGAAAGGACUUGUUUAGCUACCAUCUCAGCUAUCAAAGGAUGAUAUCUAUGUUGACUCCUCCAACCUCAGAAACUUGGAAUAAAGGUUGUAUAAUUUAUGCUGAGAGAGGUGGUAGGAAAGCUUGGAUCCAACCACUGCUUCAUGUCAAUAAGAAGUAUGUGUGGCCAAACCAUGCAAAACAAGUUUCUGUGUCUUCCGUUGACAACCUAGCGUUGGCCACUUUCUGCCAACCAAUUGAAAAGGCCAAUUCAAGCCACACUUUUACUGAGGGAUUGGCUCAGAGUGUUGGUCUCAGUAAUCAGCCACUAAGAGUAUACAACAUGAUGAAAUAUGCCGCAAUAGCUUGUGGGCAUGCUGAGGUUUUCAUGAAGUUUGCAAGGGCUGGUUACAAGGAAAAAAUAUGGGAUCAUGCUGCUGGUGCUAUCAUCAUACAAGAGGCUGGAGGCAUGGUAACAGAUGCUAAGGGGAACCCCCUUGACUUCUCAAAAGGUUUAAACUUAGAAAGCCUUGAUCGUGGUAUAGUUGCUUGUGCUGGAACCACACUACAUGAAAAGAUCAUCGAUGCAGUUGAUGCUAGUUGGGUCUCUUCUUGUCUUUGAGACUGCUGUAAUAACUUACAAGCAUAUGGGAUAUGUACUGAGAUUAUGUGAACAAUGUAUAAUCUUUUCCUUUCUGUUUUACACAGUAUCACACAAAUCUCUCUGCUUAUGUACAUGUUAUAGUUUAUGCAUUGGUGCCGACUUGCUAAGCUGAAAUUACUAUCGUUUGAAAUGAAAGUUUAAGGCUGUUACUUUGUA